Podospora bellae-mahoneyi is the source of this 743-nucleotide messenger RNA. It is a transcript of the gene PEX4, whose product is annotated as E2 ubiquitin-protein ligase peroxin 4. The record is from RefSeq and is a predicted model, not a curated record. The transcript is spliced from 2 exons. Bases 1 to 549 code for a protein of 182 amino acids. Lineage: Eukaryota; Fungi; Ascomycota; Sordariomycetes; Sordariales; Podosporaceae.
AUGUCCUCCCGAUCAAAACCAUCGUCCUCUUCAGCUGCAGGAGCUCGGGCGGCAAUGCGCCGCCUGGCAAAAGAAUACGCCUCCAUCCAAUCCCAACUGUCAGACGCCCCAAACGAAGAGAUAGAACUCGGGAUCGAACGCCUCGGCCCGCCCGACCAAACCGACUUGUUGCAUUGGGAGGCGGUACUGAACGGGAGAGGGUUAGGGGGUGGAUAUGCUGAUGGCAGGUGGUUACUAAAAAUUACCAUCCCCCCUACGUACCCCCUCUCCCCGCCGGAAAUCAAGUUUGAAACCUCGAUUGUCCAUGCAAACGUGAAAUUAGAGACCGGGGAGAUAUGUCUUGAUUUACUAAAAGAUGCCUGGAGCCCGGCGUAUAGUGUGUUGGAGUGUGUAAAGGCAGUGAGGAUGCUGCUUGAUCAUCCGGGGAUUGACUCACCUCUCAACGUCGACGUUGCUGCGCUGCUCAGGGAGGGGGAUGAGAUUGGCGCGAGGGGGUUGGUGGAGCUUUGGAUUGGGGAUCAGCCUGGGGGGAGGUAUGAGGGGAGUUAACUAACCUGGGAAUGGGAUAGGACAGGAGGAGGUCUGGAUUAACGAUAUUGAAUCGUAAUAGCGCACGUUUCAGGAGUAGGAUAUGAGUUGGCUUUGAAAGAGAUGUUGAUCGUCAACUCUGGAACUCUCAAACUCUGGAAAAUAAUACAAGGGGGGCCUUCACAUCAUCUCUCAUCCCGUUUUCUCUCGUAGCC